AUGCCUAUAGUAGGCAAUGAUGUUCAGCAAUGUCAAAAGCUUGAUAAAAGUGGAGGAAAUGGUGCUGGACUUAUUCGUUCUGUACCUUCUUCCUCAACAUUAUCCUCUCAUUUGGAGGAAGAUAAUAUAUCAACCACAUGUUCUAUGCCUAAAAAGCUUUCACCCAAUUCAGCAAAAACAAAUAAUCCUUCAUUUCAAACACAAUCUGACAGAUUUUAUUUUCCAAAUAAUCGUAGUAGUGGUGGAAGUUUAAUGCCAACAAUGAAUAAACCAAUUAUUAUUAUGCCGGCAAUUGCGACACAUGCUAAUCCAUCAUAUAUGAUUACCCCAUCAAUAUCUUCAAAUGGUUCACAUAACCAAGAGUCAAUAUUGAGCUCAACACUUGACAGAAUUGAUAAUAAUUCUUCACUUUAUUCCUUAUCUAAUAAUAAUUCUUCUAAUACAAUUUGCACUUCGUCAUGUUGUUCUUCUGCAUUAUCCACAACAAUUAAUGGAGAUAUUAAUGACUCUUCACCAAUUAAUUCAAUUUUGUGCCAGCAAAUGUCAAUCCAAAAACAGCCAUUAAUUAUGCUGUCAAAUUCACAACAACAACAAAUAACAGAAGGAAAUGUUUUUCAAAAUUUAAAUUAUAACCAACAACAUUUAAAUCCUUCGGCUGAACAACAACAUCAACAACAACUAUUACAACAACAGCAAUUUGAUUUUCGAAUGUCUUGAAAUUUAAAUAAUUUUGGUAUAUGUCGGACCUUACCAGUUAAACUUAUUUACGCAUAGUUUGUAAAUGGGUUAGCUAUAAUAAAUUUUUAAAGACAAAAAUAAAUUUUUCCCUUGUCAUGUCUAUAGCCAUUCAAUAUGUAUUAAAUAGGCCUACAAAAAUACUCAGAGAUAAAGAAGGCCCAACGUUAAUUUUUCGAAUAUCCUUAAAAAAUAUGGAAAGAAAAUUUUUCCUUAGUAAAUUCUCGUCAUUUA
This is a messenger RNA of Meloidogyne enterolobii, 969 nucleotides long. The record is from the annotation of a GenBank genome assembly. NCBI's taxonomy places the organism in Eukaryota, Metazoa, Nematoda, Chromadorea, Rhabditida, Meloidogynidae.